CCCGCCCCACGCGCGAUGCUUCCGCGCGGGACAUGGCGGCGGCGGCUGCUCCCGGCCUGGAUGGGGGCGGCGGCGGGGGACGAGCGAGCGGCCGUGGCGCCCCCCGCCAAGGCCGGGCGGCGGAGGAGGCAGGCGACGGCAGGGCCCAGGGCGGCGGCGGUGGUGGUGGUGUACUGCAUGAAUGAGGCGGAGCUGGUGGACGUGGCCCUGGCGGUGCUAGCCGAGAAUCUGCAGCGCAAGAAAGGCGAGGAGAAGGCCCAGUCCACGAGCGAAGAGGAGCUGGAGCUCCAGCCAACACCAAACGAAGCUCCUGGAAGCACAGCCAGCACCGGGGGAGGCAGUGACCGCAGCCCGGCUCUGCCAUCCCCUCCUGACACUGAUGCCGACGCAGAGAGGACAGGCUGGGAGGACUCUGAGGACGACAUUCUGAAAUACGUCAGGGAGAUCUUUUUCAGCUAACAUUGCUUCCUCUGCAGCUCCCCAGGAGCAAAGUGGACAGUGGGGAGGGUGUCCCCUCCCACAGCACUGAGGAUGGUGGGAGGAGAGCCUGGAGUGGGCUAUCUAGCUGCUGUGUUGGUGGCCUGUGGAGCUGGUAGGAGGCCCAUGAAGGCCGUGGGGGGAAAAGGAGAGGGGCACUCACAUCUCCCAGUGUGUGCUGGGUUCAGUGGGAUUCGGUUACGUUCAUUUCUAUUUGGCAUUUCAGAGCCUGGACAGAUUAAAGAGGAUAUUUG
Messenger RNA from Grus americana (Whooping crane), 731 nucleotides. RefSeq names its product cell cycle regulator of NHEJ (gene CYREN). The transcript has 3 exons. NCBI's taxonomy places the organism in Eukaryota, Metazoa, Chordata, Aves, Gruiformes, Gruidae. Gene Ontology annotation, cellular component: cytoplasm; nucleus. The coding region runs from base 16 to 459 and encodes 147 amino acids. Gene Ontology annotation, biological process: double-strand break repair via nonhomologous end joining; negative regulation of double-strand break repair via nonhomologous end joining. The record is from RefSeq and is a predicted model, not a curated record.